This is a messenger RNA of Magallana angulata, 1495 nucleotides long. RefSeq lists its product as uncharacterized. NCBI's taxonomy places the organism in Eukaryota, Metazoa, Mollusca, Bivalvia, Ostreida, Ostreidae. The transcript has 5 exons. The record is from RefSeq and is a predicted model, not a curated record. Bases 290 to 1021 code for a protein of 243 amino acids.
AUUUGACAGCGUGAUUGCUUGGUGUGCAUUUUAAAAAAACAAGACCGAUAUUUUGGCUAAUGUACAAUCACUCGGAACUUCCUAUGCUUAUCGGAGAGUUCUUACCACGGUCGAAAGGAAAAUAAUUUGAACACUUGCAUAGUAAUCAAUACAGAAAGUUCAAUGGAGCUUAUCAACAGAGAGAGAAAUAAGUUUUAAUCCGAUCUAUACCACUUGUGUGUGUUAAGUCUAUCAAAAUGGAGGUGGGUAGUUAAGGAGAGAAAAGAGUGAAAAGGACCAAAAUUAUACCAUGCUGAAGAGCCCGGGGCCAAGUCCCCACGUGAAAUAUGGGCAAGGAAAGACCGCCUGUACCAUUCUGACUGAGGAUGGGUGUAUAUAUCCAGUGAUUUCUUCUCUGUCUUAUUCCGACAGGACUAAAUCUGCCCCCUACCAGUAUGGGAGAGGGGUGCGUGCAAUGCACAAAUCCACCCUGACCAUCGCCAAACCCCCCUGGUCUCCCAAAGACGACUUUAAAACGACCAAUAAGCAGUACUACAGUGGCAGCAAGAGCCUGAACCCUGUCCGGCGCCCCACUCUGUGCCCCUCCAUGCACCGAUCUCAGUGGUCCAUUGGUCAGAAUAUGGCGGACACAACAUUUGAUACAGAAUACUCCAAAACCUACUUUGAGAAGGACAUCAUACCCUUGCAGAAAGAGCGAUCUCGUAACCGAGACAGAGCUAAUCGGCUUCAUCUGACGUCCUUGGUCAAUAGGAUCGACCAGACUGAGGGGAAGGACAUGAAGACUACAGUCCACACGGACCCCUUUGCCCCCAGCUACUGGUCACAGUACAACCGCAUUCACGGUAAACUGGGACAGAUGCGGGGGCCAGGCGUGGAGAGGGAGAGAGUAGUCAGACAAAGCUACAACAUAUUUACAGGAGAGGAGGUAGGUCCAGCGUGGAACAAUGAGAACAAGCGAGUGUCCGGUAACCGUGUAUUAGCGGGCUCUAGGGCCGACAAUAACUGGUAUCUACAGGACUAAGUCCUAGAUAUCUACAGGACAACAGAUAUGCGUAUGACAGAUAUCACCAAAAUAAAGUCGAUAUCUCUACAACUUAUUGAAGAUAUCUAAAGGAUUACAAGACAAUAAGGAUACAACUGAUACUAGAUAUACGUGAAAGAUAUCUGAUGGACUUCUUAAAGAUAUCCAUAAGAUUCAAAUAAGAUAUCUACAGGACGUUUGAAGAAAGGACUUGUGUGGUGUCACACUCCUAGUCAUGAUCAUUGUGAUAUUUAAUGUUUGUUCACGGAACACAAGUUGAAUGUAUAUUUAUGAAUACCCCUUUUAUGCUCACAUAUUUAUUCUGAAUUUAUCAGUAUUUAUAUCUGAACUUUCCAUUUUAUUCACACAAUAGUACAUACUGUCAUUUUGUGAAUAAACAUAUCAAAUACUAGUAACUAACAAAGUAUUUUAUUUAAAAUAAUUUGAUUUCAAAGAGUGAAGACCAUGGACUUU